UCCCGGCCGCCAGGGCCAGCGGGAGCUGCCUGCCGGUCCAGUUUCUGAAUGCAGGGGUCCCCGGGGCGCACCCCGAUGCCGAACACGCGGCUUCUGGUGCUCUUCGGCAGCCAGACGGGCACAGCCCAAGAUGUGUCGGAGAGGCUGAGCCGCGAGGCCCGGCGCAGGGAGCUCGGCUGCCGGGUGCAGGCCCUGGACUCCUACCCCGUGGUGAAUCUGAUAAAUGAGCCCCUGGUGAUAUUUGUUUGUGCAACUACAGGCCAAGGAGAGCCCCCGGACAACAUGAAGAACUUCUGGAGGUUCAUCUUCCGGAGGAACCUGCCAUCGACCUCCCUCUGUCAGAUGGACUUUGCUGUCCUGGGCCUUGGGGACUCAUCUUACGCCAAGUUCAACUUUGUGGCCAAGAAGCUGCACCGACGGCUGCUGCAGCUCGGGGGCAGUGCCCUCCUGCCCGUGUGCCUGGGCGAUGACCAGCACGAGCUGGGGCCCGACGCCACCAUCGACCCCUGGCUGCACGACCUGUGGGAGAAGGUGCUGGGGCCGCACCCUUUGCCCCUUGACCUCAGCCUGACCCCGCCCGGAGUCCCUUGGCCCUCCAAGUUCACCCUGAAGUUCCUCCAGGAGGUCCCCAGCACGUGCUCUGAGGAGCUGUGUGUGACCGGGACAGACCCUCAGGGACCCCCUUCAGAGCUACAGCCCUUCCUGGCACCCAUGGUCACCAAUCAGAGGGUCACCGGCCCCUCACACUUCCAGGAUGUUCGGCUGAUUGAGUUCGACAUCACGGGCUCUGGGGUCAGUUUCCCCAGAGCCCUGGGUGUCCCCCACAGCUUUGUGGCCGGCGACGUGGUGCUGAUCCAGCCCGAGAACACGGCCAGCCACGUCCAGCAGUUCUGCCAGGCGCUGGGCCUGGACCCUGACCAGCACUUCACGCUGCAGCCCCGGGAGCCGGGUGUCCCCUGCCCCGCGCGGCUGCCCCAGCCCUGCUCCAUUCAGCGCCUCGUGUCCCAGUACCUGGACGUCGCCAGCGUCCCCCGCCGCUCCUUCUUUGAGCUCCUGGCCUGCCUCUCCUGCCAUGAGCUGGAGCGGGAGAAGCUGCUGGAGCUCAGCUCGGCCCAGGGCCAGGAGGAUCUGUGCGAGUACUGCACCCGGCCCCGCAGGACGGUCCUGGAGGUGCUGUGCGACUUCCCACACACGGCUGGCGCCAUCCCCCCGGACUACCUGUUGGACCUCAUCCCCCUGAUCCGGCCGCGGGCCUUCUCCAUUGCCUCUUCUCUGCUGGCCCACCCCUCCAGGCUGCAGAUUCUCGUGGCAGUGGUGCAGUACCAGACACGCCUCAAGGAGCCCCGCCGGGGCCUCUGCUCCAACUGGCUGGCGUCUCUGGACCCUGGACAAGGACCUGUUCGGGUGCCUCUGUGGGUGCGGUCUGGGGGCCUGACGUUCCCAAAGACACCAGACACGCCUGUGAUCAUGGUGGGGCCGGGCACUGGUGUGGCCCCCUUCCGAGCAGCCAUCCAGGAGCGAGUGGCCCAGGGUGAGACCGGAAACGUCUUGUUCUUCGGCUGCCGCCAGCGGGACCAGGACUUCUACUGGGAGGCCGAGUGGAAGGAGCUGCAGACACGGGGCUGCCUGACUCUCGUCACGGCCUUCUCCCGGGAGCAGGAGCAGAAGGUGUACGUGCAGCACCGGCUCCGGGAGCUCGGGCCGCUGGUGUGGGGGCUGCUGGAUCUCCGGGGCGCUCACUUCUACCUGGCGGGCAACGCCAAGUACAUGCCAGCUGAUGUGUCGGACGCCCUGACGUCCAUCUUCCAGGAGGAGGGCGGGCUCUCCGGCCCCGCCGCGGCCGCCUACCUCGCCAGGCUCCAGCGGACCCUGCGUUUCCAGACUGAGACGUGGGCCUGAGGAGCCGUCCCGCCGUUGGCCGUAGCCACUCUGACCGCUGCUCUCUGGAGGCCACUGUUGCCUCUCACCCUGUCCAAUCCCAGCUGGGAGGACAGUCAGCUCUCCUCCUGCACAGCCCCCAGGCAGCGGCAGGAGACCCCCAGGCAGCCCACACCUCACAGCCCGAGCAGUAAAGGAUGGGCUCUGGUGCCGCUUCUCGCCUGCUCUUCCUCAUGCCCGUCGUGCUUCGCGGGGGGCGGGUGGGCCCACAGCUCGUCCCGAUGGAAUAGCCCGCCCUGCUGGGCACGAGGGCGCCGUUGCUCAGCCCCACACCUCGGUGCCCGAUUCUCACGCGGUGGGUGCCAGCUGUUUGCCCACCUUGUACAAGCUCUGCCCUGGCCCUGACGGCCCAGUAGGGGGAGGCCUGGAGAGGCACCCGGCAAGGCUGGCAUCGACCAUCCCCUCCCAGCCCAGGGCAGAGCAGCCCAGGGCCCUGGGAGGGAGGGGGCGCGGCCUCGGGCGGGAGGGGAGGGGCGUGGCCCAGGCCGGUGGGGGAGGCACGUGUUCGUGGUGUCCCCGCCCCGGGAGUGGAAUUCCUGCUGGAGGAGUUAGGCUGGCCUGCCCACAGCGCCGCCGCCUAGAUUACAGCUGGCUGACACAGGGAUCGCUGCGGCUGGGCCUGGCAGACCCUCUUGGGGACGGGACGGCACGCUGGGCCCAGGAGCUGCCCGGAGCUGGCACGGCUAUUGGGGCCUGAGUGAAGUUCACUCUGAGUGGGGCCUGGAGCCAGGAGGAGGUGACAGUUGCUGCCAG
This is a messenger RNA of Eubalaena glacialis (North Atlantic right whale), 2691 nucleotides long. It is a transcript of the gene NDOR1, whose product is annotated as NADPH dependent diflavin oxidoreductase 1. Lineage: Eukaryota; Metazoa; Chordata; Mammalia; Artiodactyla; Balaenidae. The coding region runs from base 49 to 1899 and encodes 616 amino acids. The transcript is spliced from 14 exons. The record is from RefSeq and is a predicted model, not a curated record. Gene Ontology annotation, cellular component: cytosol. Gene Ontology annotation, molecular function: NADPH-hemoprotein reductase activity; flavin adenine dinucleotide binding; FMN binding.